GCAAGCGGUUUACCGUGGAGCUAAUGGGACUUUACAACUGUUUUUUGCAACUAAAAACAUUCUUCAAUAUUGUGUGUUUGGUGAAGACUUUCAACAACAGCCUGAAGCAUAUGCCUUUCUCUGGUUUUUGUGUUGAGAACACACACAGCAUGAACUCCAUCAGCUAAUCGUGCAACACUUCUAUGUCAUGCCCUACCUUGCGGUCACUACUAAUCUACAGUUCGUCAGUUUUUGGUUAGGUACAGUGGGAUGGAUCUUGGUAGCAGUAGCAACCGGACUUAUAGAGUGGAGAAUAUGGUACGUGGCGGACCGAACCAUCAUAACCUCUGGGGUGGCCUCGGUUGGCAUUUGGCGGAUUUGUUUCUUCAGUGACCGGCUGGUGUCUCCUGAGUUGCGAGUGAUGUACUGUCAGUAUAUCAGCGUGUGGGACUCCUUUACCCCAGUGGAGAUAUGUGUCUCUCAGGUUCUCAUGGUUCUGGGCAUAUUCGCCGGAGCAGUCGGAAAAGCUGUUUCUGUUUACACUUUUAGAAACAUCUUCUUCGGAAUGAAUGAGGCCAGAUCCCUAAGGAUUACUUUUUCAUUUGGCGGGGCUCUGUAUAUUCUCUCUAGUGUGUGUGUUGUAAUUUCUGUUGGCUGGAAUAUAAACUCUGUGCUGAGAAACCACACAAUAGACUUCCCAGCCAACUUUUACAUGCCCUCUUCUCCCUCGACCCAAGAGGUUGGCUCUGCUAUUUAUGUUGGAAUCUCAGCUGCUAUUCUGCUGCUGUUCAGUGGGAUUGUGUUUCUCUGCUACACGUUUCCAGAAAGACAUGGUCCCAAAAUCCAUCCAGGGAAUAGCUUAGAGUCCAUCAGUUUGAGUUCAUUUAACACUUCCAACUCCAGAUGUACUUUGUCUGCAGUUAGUCAUGAUGAUCAAAGCUCUCAUGAACAUACAAUGGACAAUCCAGCUUUUCAGUCCGAUGAGAAUAUUGCCAUUUUUUAGGGCAGAAUGAGGUCCGUGUACUGCAUUUCACUAGGCAUGCACUGCACUAGUAAUGCAACUAGCAUACUAUAACAUACUUAAAAAAUAUACAUCAAUAAUAAAUGCUAAAUAGACAAAAAAAAAAUGCUGGUGUUGGGCCCUUGAGUUAAUGAUAUAUGUGACGCUAUAUCUAAAUGCCAAAAGCGAGAGCCCUGAUUUAAUAAACGCUUCUCAGUAUACAUUUUUUCCUAAUCUGUGUUUUUCAGUUGCCAUCUGUCCCUUCUAGUUUUGUCAAUAAAAAAUGGUGUAGCACCACCUUAAGCAAAUCAAAGCAGUUUAU
This is a messenger RNA of Polyodon spathula (Mississippi paddlefish), 1301 nucleotides long. Its product is annotated as claudin-34-like. Gene Ontology annotation, cellular component: plasma membrane; bicellular tight junction. The record is from RefSeq and is a predicted model, not a curated record. Gene Ontology annotation, biological process: cell adhesion; bicellular tight junction assembly. NCBI's taxonomy places the organism in Eukaryota, Metazoa, Chordata, Actinopteri, Acipenseriformes, Polyodontidae. The transcript has a single exon. Gene Ontology annotation, molecular function: structural molecule activity. Bases 188 to 982 code for a protein of 264 amino acids.